This is a messenger RNA of Scomber scombrus (Atlantic mackerel), 4500 nucleotides long. It is a transcript of the gene fmn2b, whose product is annotated as formin 2b. The coding region runs from base 1 to 4500 and encodes 1499 amino acids. Gene Ontology annotation, cellular component: endoplasmic reticulum membrane; cytoplasm; actin filament. The record is from RefSeq and is a predicted model, not a curated record. The transcript is spliced from 21 exons. Gene Ontology annotation, biological process: actin nucleation; intracellular transport. Gene Ontology annotation, molecular function: microtubule binding. NCBI's taxonomy places the organism in Eukaryota, Metazoa, Chordata, Actinopteri, Scombriformes, Scombridae.
AUGGGCAACCAGGAGGCUAAGCAAAAGAAAGCUGCAGCAACAUCAGGCAAUGGAAGCUACCCUUCUCUGGACGAGGGAUGGAGAGAGGGAGGAGGGGAAACGACAAAAAAGGGAGGCAAGAAACUCCACGGUAAGCAUGGAGGCAAAGGAGCAGGUAACAGCGGAGGAGGAGGGGGGAUGCAUGGCACCGGACCAGGCAAGAAGAAAAACAAAUCUGAGUCCAAGUCCUCUGUUUUCUCCAUCCGCAAGAGAAAGAGCAACUUGAAAGGGAAAGGAGACGUGUGCUCAUCAGUAACGGGCUCAAAGGAGGACGUGUUAGCAUCUCAACACGAUGAACUGGACAGCACAAAAACACCUGAUCUGUCUGCUGAUGAGCUCGGACAGUCGGAUACUGAGGCUGCUUUCCCCGAGAAGAAAAAGAAAGCGGAGCAAAAGAAAAAGGAUGGAGAUGGAGAUAGAGGGGGAGGAGAGCAGAAGCAGGAGAUGCAGCGGAAAGCAUCAACGGCAGCAACCUCUCCUGCAGAGGAUGGAGGGCAGAAGGGGGGGAGCUCGGGGUCGGACACAGAUAUUUACAGCUUCCACUCAGCGGCUGACCACGAGGAUUUGCUAGCUGACAUCCAGCAUGCUAUUAGGCUGCAGCACCAACAGCAGCAUGGGGGGCUUAACUCCAUUAUGGAGGCGCCGGGAGGAGGAGGAAAGGAUCUGAGCUUGGGAGGAGGAGAGGAGAGAAAACUGAGUAAUGGAGUUGUUAAAUUAAGUCCUCCAGAGGUGCUUGACCUGACCCCAGAAUUAGAGCUUGGGUCUGAUGCGCUGUCAUUCCUAGAGACGGGCACUCUGACCGGCUCUGUCAUACACACAGACCAGCCCCCAGGACUACACCUCCCUUUCCACACAGAGGUGCAUGAGAGGAGGGAGGAGAAGGAGGAGGAGGAGCGUCCGGAGCUAAACGGGAAGGGGCCGAGGGAGACAGAGAGAGAAGGCUCUCUUUGUGCUGCCGCAGGCACAAAAGACCAGCAUGCUCGGGUGCAGCAGCCCCCUCGCACAGACAUUACCAUGGCUACUGCUGAGGGGGCAGCUGUCAGCCCGGUCGCCAUGACAACCAGUGGUAACAGCUUCCCCGAUAUCCCACUUGACAGUGCCGGGAAACCUCCAGGGGAGGAGGAGGAAGCAGGGGAUGAAAACCAGCAGGAGGAGAAGAGGGUGCAAAGUGUGGUUGAGGAUUUGAGUCCUCCAACCGCAGACAGCAACAAUAAAAGUCCUGAACCCACAGAGGGGCUGAGCUCAGGGACCGUGUUUACAGAAGGUGAGGGUCAGCUGGGCUCCACUACCAGUGCAGAGUCCCUCGAAGACUGCCUGAGUGCCGGAUCUGAACCCAACCACUCUGCUGCUGCCAGCACCAGCACCAGUGCCUCCCCCUCCACCCAGCAGUGCAGGAGGAGCAGUGUGUGCUUCACCCCGCUGCCCCCCCAGGAGAGCCCCACAUUGGCCAAACGUCUCCUCAGGUCCAACCACUCCUCCUCCCCCUCCUCUAGCCCCGUGGUGAAACCUUACCCUCCCAUAUUCCCCUCCUACAUCAAGACCACCACCAGACAGCUGAGCUCGCCGGGACACUCCCCAGCCCUGUCCCCCUCUCACAGUCCUCUGUCCCCCCGCAGAGCCCACCAUCACCUCCACAGGACGACGGCUGAGGGUCAUCAUGUACGUAGACAGCGCUCUCGAAGCCUCGCUGGGCCUCUGAGUCGCUCUGCUGACUGGACGGAGGACCUGGAUAGGAGGCUGAGGAGCAGGGAGGAGGAUGUGGGCUCAGGGGAAUAUCUGAUGGGCUACAGAGGCGGAGGCAGCCAACCCACCUGUGCUACCAGAAGAUCCUCUUGUGGACAGAUUUCUACCUGUGGCUUUCCGGACGUCUUCACAGGUCGAACCCUCCUGGAGAAGUUGUUCCUGCAGCAGCAGCAGGAAGAGCCGGAGGAGGCUGAGAGGCUCUGCUCCAGGAUCUUAGCCAUGGGUCUCCUGCUGCCUUUCAUCGACUGCUUCAGAGAGCAGCUCGGAGGCAGCACUGCCCACAUAACCCCGACCCCAACAGCCAAGUUUGAACAUGACCAGCUGUAUACUUGGGCUGCUGUUAACCAACCGUCCCACUCCCUGGAUCCUCUAGAAGGGAAACUACCGGGGCAGCUCAAGGAGUCCUGGCCUCCAGCCAAGCUAGGCGGAGACAACAAGACUGGACUAAGAUCCACAGAGGCUGAGGACGAUCAAGAACUACAUGAAGCCAUCACAGAUAUGAAGCAACAACAGAAGGACAGCCAGGAUAGUCAGGAUGAAUGUGUCCUGAAAACAACAAAACUGAAGGAAAAACACGUCAAUGUCAUCCAACAACUGGAGCAAACCAUUGAAGACCUCAGGACUAAGAUUGCUGAGCUGGAGCGACAGCCCCCUCUGCUGGACAUGGACAGUAUGAAACCCACCACCACCACCACCACCACCACAGACAGGGAGUGUGGAGGAGAGGAGGGGCUGCUGAGGGUUGUGUGUGAUGCUCACCUGCAGACUGAAGCAGGUCUGCCCGGCUGCCUGGAGGCCAAGUCAGUGCAGACCUCGCCCAUGGACGACAGCUUUAGGUUCAAAGUGCCUUUUACUGAGCCGGGUGGAGUCAACGGCUUCCUGCAGCCUCCACCCGUACAGGAUGGCUUCCAGUGUUCAUGUCAGCAACAGCCUCCACCACCACCAGGAGGGUCAAUGCCACCUCCUCCACCACCUCCUCCUCUUCCUGCUGGCCUCGCUCCACCCCCACCUCCUCCUCCUCCUCCCCUCCCCGGUGGCCUCACUCCACCCCCACCACCCCCUCCUCCUCCACUCCCCGGUGGCCUCGCUCCACCCCCACCUCCUCCUCCUCCUCCUCUCCCUGGUGGCCUCGCUCCACCCCCUCCUCCUCCUCCUCCUCCUCCUCCUCUCCCUGGUGGCCUUGCUCCUCCUCCUCCUCCUCCCCCUCCUCCUCCAGUACCAGGAAUGGGAGGCCCACCGCCACCUCCACCACCUCCAGGCUGUGGGCCUCCACCUCCCCCUCCUCCACCAGGGGCGUUCGGCGUUCCUCCAGCUCUUCCAGGAGCUCUGGGCUCACUGCCUCCUCCUCUGCCGUUUGGGUUGUACGCUCUGGGUUUGACCCAGGAGAAGCCGGCUAGGAAGGCCGUGGUGGAGCCACCCAGACCCAUGAAACCUCUCUACUGGACCAGGAUCCAGCUGCACGCUAAAAAGGAGGUUUCUUCUUCGAUGGUGUGGGAGGCAAUAGAGGAGCCUGAUGUGGACUUUGAGGAAUUUGUGGAGUUGUUCUCUAAAACAGCUGUAAAGGAGAAGAAGCAGCCGCUCUCUGACACCAUCACCAAGUCCAAGGCCAAACAGGUUGUAAAGCUCCUAAACAACAAGCGCUCUCAGGCAGUAGGAAUCCUCAUGUCCUCGCUGCACCUCGACAUGAAAGAUAUCCAUCAUGCCGUUCUCAACUUGGACAACACAGUAGUCGACCUGGAGACCCUGCAGGCUCUGUAUGAAAAUAGGGCACAACAGGAAGAGCUGGACAAGAUUGAAAAGCACAUCAAGGUGUCUAAAGACAAAGAGAACGCUAAACCUCUGGACAAACCUGAGCAGUUCCUCCACCAGCUCUCCCUCAUCCCCAACUUCUCUGGCAGAGUCUUCUGCAUCCUCUUCCAGUCCAGCUUUACUGAGUGCAUGUCAUCCAUAGUUAGGAAACUGGACAUUUUGCAGAGGGUAUGCAAGGCUCUGCAGGAGGGUGAGACAGUGAAGCAGGUUCUGGGUCUGGUCCUGGCUUUUGGUAACUUCAUGAAUGGCGGCAAUCGAACCAGAGGUCAAGCUGACGGCUUCACCCUCGACAUCCUGCCCAAACUCAAAGAUGUCAAGAGCAGCGACAGUGGUAGAAGUCUCCUGUCGUACAUUGUUGCGUACUACCUCAGACACUUCGAUGAGGAUGCUGGAAGGGAGACGUGUGUGUAUCCUCUCCCUGAGCCUCACGACUUGUUCCAGGCUUCACAGAUGAAGUUUGAAGACUUCCAGAAAGACCUGAAUCGACUCAGGAAGGACCUGAGAGCAUGUACGUCAGAGGUGGAGAAGGUGUGCAAGGUUUCAGAUGAAGAUAACCUGCAGCCUUUCAAAGACAAGAUGGAGGAGUUUCUCUCAGAAGCUAAAGGUGAACUGGAGUCUCUGGAAGCUCAGCUCAGCAGCACUCACAAACUGUUCCUGGAGAUCAUAGUGUUCUUCGCAGUGAAGGCCAAAGCAGGAGAGAAGGAGGCUUCUCCCAACACACUUUUCUCCACCUGGCACGAGUUUUCCUCUGACUUCAAGGACCAAUGGAAGAAAGAGAACAAAGUCAUUCUCAAGGAAAGGUUAAAAGCAGCAGAGGAGUGUUUCCGACAGGCCAAGGAGAAAGCUUCCUACAGCGUCAAACCCAAACACGCCACUGGCAUCAAAGCCAAGCUUGGCAUGAAGAUCUGA